Messenger RNA from Cladocopium goreaui, 1166 nucleotides. The record is from the annotation of a GenBank genome assembly. Lineage: Eukaryota; Dinophyceae; Suessiales; Symbiodiniaceae.
UUGAAUUCCAGCAAAGCGCGCCAUGGUGAAGAAAAGCAAAGCCAGCAAAGGUAGUUCUGGCACUAAAUCCGGCGAAGGAGGGAAAAGCAAAAAGCAAAAGAAAGGCAGCGGCAAAGGCAGCAGCAGCAGUCGAAGAAAAGAGGCCCGGCAAGAACUGAAGGAGGCUAAUAAGCGUCCGCAGAAACGCGCACAUGGCAAAGAGGUGGACGAGACGCGUCAACGUCUCCGCAGCAAGUGGCUGGAGCGUCAGCUGUCGCGGGGCCCGGGCAGCCGGGUAGGCCCCGAGCGGCGGACGCUGCUGCUGGAGAUGGCACAGCUGCAACUGGCAGCCGGGAGGUCCAAGGCGGCCCUGCAGUCCUUGCGUGAAGCCCUGGACAUGGAUCCCGAGGACGUGGAUUUCGCGGUGCGUGGCCCGCUGCUGUGUUUGUACCUGGACAAGGCCAUGACCGAAGAAGCCGCGUCACUUCUGAAGGGCCCUUUGUUCGAGGAUGCCAUGCAAGGUGACCUGCCGGCUGAGCCAUCGGCCAAGCAGAGGGAAGCCGUGACCGCAGGCUGCUAUUCGAUCGCCCUCUUAAGCUACAUCUCGGUGCGUGUGGUGCGGGAAUAUAAGAAACCCAAGGCUGUGGAAGAAGCUGAGGAGAGACUGCUAAAGAGGCUGCAGAAAGCACAUCAGCAGAAUCCCUUCAUCGCAGAAUUCCUCGCCUUCGCUCCAGCCUUUGAAUCUACCUUUCCAUUUGGAUGCGAACUUCCGGAAGCAUCUGGAGCCGAGAAAUUGGAGGAGCAGUUAUUGGAAGCCCUGAGAUAUUGCUGUCAAUGGGGUGGCCGUGGCCAAGCGCCUGUGUGGUUGGACACUAACGCCACGGUUCGGCGCUUCAUCCGCGAGACCUUAUUCGAGGCGGAGGACGCCUCGGACGCCGCGCCGCUGGCGCCGCUGGCGGAAGCUUCGCCCAACGAGGCGCCGGUGCUGCAGCGCUGGCGACGGGCGCGGGAGGAGGCGAUGCAGCUGUGGGCCACGGAGAUGGCACAAGAGGCGGGUUUCGGCCGCGAGGAGCAGAUGGAGGAGGAAGUGCUGACGGAAGACGAAGAGAUCCGGGAUCCAGGGCACUAAGAGCAGCCGGCCAUCUGAACCGGACCAUUGGUUUGCGAAACAGCUUGCCGCAGAAAAA